Messenger RNA from Mirounga angustirostris (Northern elephant seal), 3859 nucleotides. It is a transcript of the gene CUNH1orf185, whose product is annotated as chromosome unknown C1orf185 homolog. The coding region runs from base 1246 to 2085 and encodes 279 amino acids. The record is from RefSeq and is a predicted model, not a curated record. NCBI's taxonomy places the organism in Eukaryota, Metazoa, Chordata, Mammalia, Carnivora, Phocidae. The transcript has 8 exons.
UCCACGGAGGGACCUACUCAGAGAGGCAGGAGACAAUCUUCAAGCCUGAGACCCGGAAUAAAGCUCUGCCCAUUGCCAACCUAAGCCAAGCCGUCUAUGCAGGGGCUGCGAAGACAUCCUUUCUGUCCCUUCGAAACUCUCCAGACGCCAACGGCAGCUCCGGCUCCCCAGUGAGGAAGCUGAGCCCAGAGCUCCCUCAGGGCGCGCAGAAAAGCCCGGCGUGGGGGUGGGGGAGUUUCAAAACCGUUAGCUCGCGUUUUUUUUUUUUUCUUUUCCCUCCCUCGCUAAGGUUUCUUUUCUUUUCUCUUCCUGUCCAAAUAUUUCAAAUUUCCGCGCCUUAAAUAACAGUCUCCUUUUAUUUAGUUAGUUUCCUCGGCAGGUUUGGCCGCCCGCUUGUCUCUGCCCCCCAUCGGGCCCGGGGCGUCUCGGGCGCCUCGGUGCUGCCUGCAGCCCCUGCGCGCUGCCCCAGGCCCAGGCUGCGUGGCUCAGAGCGCGCCAGCCGGAGCCACAGCCCCCUCUUGCCGCGACCUCGCCUGACCCGGCUCUCCGGGCGCCCAGAGCCAGCUAAGGCCGCCCCCCGCCCGGACGCCUGUCUGCCUCCCAGCUCGACUUCCCUCCCCGGACUUUGGAGCCUUUUCUGCUUCGGGGUUUGGAUCCCGGUCGCCCGGGAGCGGCGAAAGGGCCGCGGCAAUAGGAAAGCAGCGGAGAAAGCCAGUGGCCGGAGCCUGCCCCAGCCCCCACCCCGCGGGUAACCUUGGAGGCGCCCUCGGAGAUUACCCUCUAGGUCCAUCCACAUCGUUGCAAAUGGCAAGAUUUCAUUUUUUAAUGGCUGCGUAAUAUUCCAUUGUAUAUAUACACCACAUCUUUAUCCAUUCAUCUGUUGAUCUGGGCUCUUUCCAGCUUCAUCCCUUUAAAAGUAGAUCAUCUAUAGAGAGAGAGAGCACAGCAAGGGGAUCAGCAGAGGGAGAACGAGAAGCAGGCUCUCCGCUGAGCAGGAAACCCAAUGCGAGGCUGAUCCCAGAGCCCUGAGAUCAUGACCUGAGCCAAAGGCAGACCCUUAACUGACUGAGCCACCCAGGCGCCCCUCCAGCUUUGGCUUUUGUGAGCUCUUUCAGAGGACUACGUAAGCCCUUCAACAUAUCCCCCUCAUUAUGGAAAUGAAGCAUCAGAGGGAAACACAGGAACAUUUUUCACAAAUGUAGAAUUUUCUUCUGAUGGAUUUAAAAUCGAAAGCCAUAGAGUCUUAUGCCAGGUAAACAAGAUGAGAAAACUAGCAGUUCAUUUUACAUGCUCUUUAAUGAGAUGGAAGAUUCAUCAUCAAAAUGGGACUUUCUUAAGCCUUCUCCUUCAAGUACCUUAAGUAAAAGAAAGAAGUGCUCCACAGAUGAUGAAACGGUCAUAAUAACUGUUGGUUUUUUUAACCACUUAACUUAUUUUCUGGCUGCUGGUGCUGUUACUUUGGGAAUUGGUUUCUUUGCUUUGGCAUCAGCUUUGUGGUUCCUGAUUUGCAAACGAAGAGAAAUAUUUCAAAAUUCCAAAUUUAAAGGAAUUGAUGAGAGAUGCAGGCAAAGAUCAUUAAAGGGAAAGAUUAAAAGUCAUUCUCAAUGUAUCUUUAUUUCUCGAAAUUUUCAUACUGGAGAAUUCCAAUCACAGGAGGAGCAAAGAAAAAAGGAAACCGCACAUAUAAAAGUAAUAAAAGAUCACUCUAAAGAUGAAUUCUGCCUUGCAACAAAAAAGGUCAUUUCUGACCCCUCAGAGACUAGCUUGGCAACACAUCCCAGCAGUGUUACCUUAAGCUUAUCAACAAUACCAUCUGAUUCUUAUUACAGCCAAAGUAUAGAAGCAGCUGAUGACUGGUUUUCUGAUGAUACUCUAGCAAAAAAGAGCUCUCCAAUUCCUUUUCUCAGGGAACCUCUAAUGGAAAAAGUAUUUUCAUACCUGUCAACAAUUUCAUUAGAAGAUUGUACUGAAAAUGUACUGAACAUGACACUUUAUGAUGAUCAGAAAGAUGACAGCAUUAAGGAAAUAUUUUCACGAAGAAAUACAGAGGUUGAAAUACAAAACCUUCAACAUAAUAUUGAAUGACUUUUUUCUUUUGAAACAUUGUAUAUACUGAAGUGAUGGAAAGUUAAAACUGAAUUACCAGCUUCUGAGGCUCUUAACAUGUCCAUACUAUUACUUGUUCAUUACCAUAGAGUGGUCCUACUUCCCUUGCCAAUUCUUAUUUCUAGAAACAAAAUUACAGGAAGCAGUAGAGUGACAUCAUGAACAUUAAGCUUAACUCCUUGUAUCUCAUCAAAGGACAUAAUAAAUAAUAUGAAUGUAUUUCAGCAUACAAGAGAAAUACUUUAAGAAAUCUUCAGCACAAAUAGACUUUUGAAUAAAACUUUGACAGCAUUUCCUUAUACUUCUGACAUUUUCAAUUUUAUUUCAAUAUGGGUAGGGCUGGGCAGAAUAUUUCCAUCAGCUUUUCUGAAUUUUAAAUACAUAAAUUUCCUAUCAUUCAAAUUUUAUUUUGUCAUGAUUUUGGUAAACAAUAUAAUUUUGCUCUUCUAGGGGAGCCUGGAACACUGAAGAAUCCAGAAAAUAAUUUUCUUUGCCCUUUCCUAUGUCUGCUUCUCAGAAUGGUUUCCCAGUCCUUACUCCACUAUGAUGGAAAUGUUGGCAGCUAUGUUCUUAAGCAGCUGAUUCAAGCUAGAUGAAUCAGAGUUCCUCUCUAAUCUGAGAAAUCCUUUUUUUUUUCUUUUUUACAUAUUUUUAUCAUUUCAUUAGGAAUAAUUCCAAAUGGGUUAUGAAGGAAAUUUACUGAGUUUGAUGAGUUUUCCAAAACCUCUUAAUGAAGAUAAUCUGAGAGACCCUUGGUCAGAUUUCUAUGUUUGGUCCUGAGGAAUUUCUGAAAUCCACCAUGUAAUUAAUUUUUUUUUCCCUUUCUCCUAAAUACUCUCCAUGUAAUCAGUCUCUCCUUUUCUUUCUUUCUUGGAAAAUGAUUAAAUAUAAUAUUAAUUUUUGUGCUUAAGUUACUCAUGCCAGCAUUUGUGCUUAUCUUCCCAAGAGAUAAAUCAUACCUAUUACAAAAAAUGAAAAAAAAUUUGUCUCAAUUAAGAUAGUAGCAUUACCCAUGUCAAUUGAUUCUGUCCCAUGGGAAAUAUUAAAAAAGAUUAGAACACCUCUCUCUUCUGAACCACCUCAUUAUUUCUACUAGUUACUGGUUGUGAGAACAUCUCUCUAAUAUCCACUCCUACAUCUAAAUAAGCUAUUUGAACUUAGGGUCUGUAAGGAACAGCAUAUAUAUAAAUUGUUCUCUGUCUCUUGGCGUCCCAGAGUCCAUCUUCCUAUCCCAGAAAAGUCAUCUCUAAUUUGGUAAGAUCUUAAAACUUUCCUAGGAAUUUGAGAUUGAAGAUAAGAGAGUCUAGCUUUGAUCUGAUUAGUCUCUGGAAUAGAGGAAACAAACUUGGGAGCUAUGGGCUGCCAUGUCCCACCUUGUGGUUUGGGGAGGAAAAAUCGUAAAUCUGCAGUGAGAGAGCAGUGAAGCACUUGCAAAGUAAAAAGCUGAGAUGAGAGAUCAGGAGAAUGUGAUUCCUGCUUUCUAAUAGUCCUCCAUUUCCUUGUUCCAGCCCUUCAUGAAGCCUGCCCUUGGCUUGGUAUGGCACCCUUGUAUCCUAAUAAUAAAUCCCCCUGUUUGAUUAAGCUAGCAAAAUUUGAUAUUUAUUAGUGUCCUGUUUUAAACUGUUGUUUAGGGGCGCCUGGGUGGCUCAGUCGUUAAGCGUCUGCCUUUGGCUCAGGUCAUGAUCCCAGGGUCCUGGGAUCGAGCCCCGCAUCGGGCUCCCUGCUCAGCGGGAAGCCUGCUUCUCCCUCCCAC